Ipomoea nil (Japanese morning glory) is the source of this 688-nucleotide messenger RNA. RefSeq lists its product as uncharacterized. The transcript is spliced from 2 exons. Lineage: Eukaryota; Viridiplantae; Streptophyta; Magnoliopsida; Solanales; Convolvulaceae. Bases 75 to 671 code for a protein of 198 amino acids. The record is from RefSeq and is a predicted model, not a curated record.
UACGUCUCAUUUAUUCAUUCCCUUCUUAAUUGCGUUUGCCAAAAAGUUUGCUUGGUUUAUGAAAAAGCACAAAGAUGGUGAUGACCUCAUUUCACGGCGGAAGCUCCACUUGUGCUACGGCAAUAAAGGCAGCAUCGCUGGUAUUGACGCUGUUUUUGAUUCUUGAUUCUCCGGCAGCGAUGGGGAACCCCGUGGUUGACUUUUCCAGCAUAGAGGAGGCCGGCUAUGGGGAGGAGAAGCUUUCCACUGUUCUGAUUGAUGGUACUGUCCUCUGUCAUCCUUGUCUCUACGCUCAAAAGGCGGCGGCUCGUCACGAUCGUCUCCGCCAGCCUCCGCCACAACCAAUCUCAGGUGCUUCCGUGGGUGUUUAUUGCGGCGGCAGAAGGGGAGGGAGAUGGCGGCGGUUAUGGGCGCGGAACACGACGGACGAAUACGGUGAGUUCCUCAUAGAUCUGCCUUCACAUCUCCAUGCAAUUCCAAACCUACAAAAUAAUUGCUGGGUUAAGGUUCUUCAUCUUCCAAGGGGUUCAGGUUCAACCUGCACCACCCACCCAUCUUUUACAAGGAAACGCAAAGGCAUCAAGCUCACCGCAAUCCGCGGCGACACCGGCCUCCGUACUUAUACCGCUCACAACAUACAUAUCAACGCUAAAGCAUGCACAAAAAGAUAACAGACAAGAGUAUUAAU